Messenger RNA from Osmerus eperlanus (European smelt), 1024 nucleotides. RefSeq names its product A kinase (PRKA) interacting protein 1 (gene akip1). Gene Ontology annotation, cellular component: nucleoplasm. Gene Ontology annotation, biological process: regulation of non-canonical NF-kappaB signal transduction. Lineage: Eukaryota; Metazoa; Chordata; Actinopteri; Osmeriformes; Osmeridae. The record is from RefSeq and is a predicted model, not a curated record.
UAAAUUGAUCACGCGUUGAAAUGGCGAGUCAAGCGAGUUUGGAGUCUUCCUUACGCCGCUGCGCCAGACUCGGCCUGGAUGUACUCGAGCGAGCCUCAAGACGGAGUGUAGACUGGACUUCAAAUCCGUAUGAGACCCCAACCCAAGAACCGGACGAAGGAGAUUCAACCCACACGACCCUGGACGAUGCAUUGGAAUCCAUAGCAGAAUUCAUGACACAGACUACAAACCAAUGCAAGAAGUUUUACUUGGACCCUACCCAUAACGCCACUGAAAAUGAGAGGGCUCAUGUGUGUAGAUACCACUCACACCAAAGACCGGGCACUGCACUUGGGACCAGAAAACACACCCAGUUGGGACCAGAGGUCUUCCACAUUGAGGUGUCUCCAGGGACAUACAGCAUAACACCGACGAUGGAUGCCCAUGAACAUAUCCGACAAGUCCACAUUAAUGCUGGACAGAGCAUCAACCUCACCUUUUAACCACAGACAUGUAACUCUUGACCCUCCACUCCAGUUACAUGCUUGACCAAACUAAAUGUUUACAUCUGAAACUUCCCUUAACAGGAACUUUUCUCCAUAUUACUUAUGUUGCUCUGUAUCCAACAAGGAUUUGUGUUAAAUUAUUGGCAGCUUUUCUUGAUACUAUUGAUAAAAUCCUGGUUAUACUUCAGUGUUAAAUUAUAUAGAAUGAAUGUCACGUCUGCAAAGAAUCAGCGGCUUUUGUUUCUGAUUGGCUGGUAGGUGACAUUUAACUCUAGCCUAUAUUUCGAGACAGCUAUCAACUCGCCUUAUAAUGUACCUCCCUAUGCCAGCGUCCCGUCCAUAUAGCGGGACAAAUAUUGGUGUGGUGUUGGAUGAGAGCGUGUGAACCGUUUGAAAUGCGUGAGUCUCACGUCGAAUGCCUAAGACCUAAGAGCCCUGGUUUAUGUAAGAUCAAUAUUCAAUGUUUUUUUCUAUACUGUAUCAGUAUCUGCUUGUACAAGAUUACAGAGAAUUACAAAUUAAACUACAUUGCAAAAAUA